UGCCAUUAGCCGUAAAGGCUUUAAUCUAGACCUUCCUGUUUAUCUGUGCUAGGAACCCGUUGUUGCUGACUUUAGCAGCACGGACCUUCCUGCGCUAAAGGCUCGAUCUCGGGCUUCCAGAUUCCCGAGGCAGCCGUCGUACAUGUGAUAUCCUUGUUCAUUUUCUUUAAAUGCAGAAGGAAUAGAUAUUUUUGAAACGAAAUGGUACCGGACACUGUACGGUGGGCACUAGUGUGCCUUUGCGCCGUAAUAGGAUUUACCGAAGCUCAGCGAGCCGGGGCUCUCGAUCGUAAAUGCAGAAAGACUGACGACGGUGGUUUUUUUCUCCCUGAUGCCAACAAGCCUUGUUAUAAGUGCUUCUGUUACGGCGGAAAGGCUAAGUGUGAAUUUACCAAGUGUAAUGAAAAUCUAGAUUGUGAGGUACACGAGAGAGUUAUUCUGUUAGGGGAAUGCUGCCCGAUCUGCAAAAAAGAGCUGCAGUCCGAAGCAGAACGUGGUGAUAACGGAUUCGAUGAAGCGCCAAUGAACGUCGGCAACAUUGCCGGCGAUCAGAAAGCUGGACCUCAAUAUCCAGGACCUGUAGCGGGCGGAGGAGUUGGAGUUCCAGGACCUCGGGGACCAGUAGGACCCUCCGGUCCCCCUGGACCCCAGGGAUUUCCCGGCCCGCGUGGUGAAACCGGAGAAAGUGGACAACCAGGCUCACCAGGACCACGAGGAUUACCAGGACCCCCAGGACCGCCAGGUCUUGACGGUGAAGAAGGCUUGAUGGGAGAAACUGGACCACCGGGACCCACUGGUGCUCCUGGUGAUUCUGGCAGACCCGGGAUUCCAGGUAUGCCUGGACCAAAAGGACAUAGGGGAGCACUCGGACGACCAGGGCCUCGUGGAGAACAAGGAAGAACUGGAGAAAAGGGAGACGCUGGAUCAACUGGCGCACCAGGAGCACCCGGACCAAGUGGACCUAUAGGACAACCAGGAGAGCGUGGAAGAGAUGGAUCCCCGGGUUCACCUGGACUUGCUGGUGCUGAUGGAAAACCUGGUGAACGCGGACUACCAGGCAACAACGGAGCACCCGGAUCCCCAGGCUUCCCUGGUGCUUCUGGACCAAAGGGCGACAGCGGAGAGCCAGGCUCUCGUGGUUUAGUUGGUUUACCAGGACCUGACGGCCAGAAUGGUAGCCCGGGCCAACCAGGUGAGCCAGGACCACCAGGUGUAUCCGGUCAGGAUGGUGAACCCGGUGGCAAGGGAGAUACUGGAGCAGCUGGUGCCCAAGGAGCGACUGGUUUUCCAGGACCCCAGGGUCCACCUGGUCUUGCCGGAAGUGCUGGAGCACCUGGUGCUAAAGGGGAUGCUGGACAAGACGGAUUACCGGGACCGACAGGAGAACCAGGAUUGACCGGAUCUCCAGGAUUUCCAGGCGAGAGAGGAUUACCAGGUCUUUCAGGACAAUCAGGACAAAGGGGACCUGCAGGACCACAGGGGCCACCAGGACCACCUGGAAAUCAAGGAGAACCAGGACCCCCAGGCUUACAGGGUAUUUCUGGCCAGCCGGGUAACCCAGGAUUCCCGGGUCCAGGUGGAGAUCGCGGUCCAGAGGGAGAGAGAGGAUCCGAUGGAGCCCCGGGACCACCAGGCUUGAUGGGCCCGGUAGGAUCAACUGGACCAAGGGGCGUGUCUGGACCUUCAGGGAAUGACGGCCGACCAGGCCCAGCAGGUCCCCCAGGCCCAUCUGGAGAGGAUGGUAAAAAUGGCGAACAGGGAGCACAAGGAGCCCCAGGUUUACCUGGAAGUUCAGGAUUGCCAGGACCAAAGGGAGAACAGGGAGGACCAGGGCGACCAGGAGAGUCGGGACCAAUGGGUAACCCAGGACCACGUGGAGAGAGAGGAGUGCCCGGGGAAGUGGGACAAGAAGGACCAAUGGGACCUCCAGGUGCAUCGGGUGAGGUUGGAUCACCAGGUAUACAGGGAGAACCAGGCAUUGCAGGACCGAUAGGCCCACCGGGAGCCCCUGGUGAGAAUGGGAAAACAGGACCUAACGGAGAAUCUGGACCAGCUGGAGAGCCUGGAGUUCCUGGAGAAAGGGGAGCAACAGGAUUUCCAGGAGAGACUGGCAAGCCUGGGGCACGUGGUGCAACUGGUGAACGUGGACCCGCCGGACCUCCAGGAGAAGCAGGACCACCUGGACCUGAGGGAACCUUUGGACCUCGAGGCGAACCUGGACCACAGGGUCUUUCAGGUCUUCCAGGAGAAAGAGGUUUGCCAGGACCAGGCGGACCAAAGGGAAAUACGGGUAUGCCAGGUGAAAGAGGUAGGGACGGACAGCCAGGAGAAAUAGGUCAGUCAGGACCUCCGGGACCCCCAGGACAGGUCGGCCCUAUGUCUGUUAUAAUGCCCGAGAAAGGAGACCCAGGAGAGCCCGGCAUGCCUGGAGAACCAGGUCUACCUGGAGAAGGGGGUGUGAUGGGAUUUGCAGGGAGCGCUGGUGCAGUUGGCCCACCAGGACCAGCAGGACCACCAGGAUUCCCAGGAGAACCAGGUGAAGCAGGACCACAGGGCGUUCAGGGUAACCGCGGGCCAUCAGGAUACCCAGGAGAGCAAGGACCCAUAGGCAAUCCGGGACAACCUGGUAAGGAUGGACGUAAAGGAGGCCGUGGACCAGCUGGGCCUGUCGGUUUACAAGGCACACCAGGAACACCCGGACGAAUGGGAGUGCCAGGUGUAGAUGGCGAACCUGGAGCAAUGGGACCACCUGGAGCUACAGGAGCUCCUGGACAACAGGGAUCGAGAGGAGAAGUAGGGGCACCUGGAACUCCUGGUAAAGAUGGCACGCCUGGUCUUAAUGGACAAGAUGGAGCACCUGGUGACAGAGGAAACCCGGGACCACAGGGACUGACGGGAGCACUAGGUGUUCCUGGACCACAAGGUGAGCGUGGACCACCAGGCUACCCUGGACUUCAAGGCCAACAGGGACCACAGGGACCAGCGGGAGAACCUGGUAUGCCUGGAGAAUCAGGCCAAAGGGGUGAUGACGGUAAACCAGGAUUACCAGGCGCCCCUGGACCCAUGGGACUGACUGGUUUGCCGGGAGAACAGGGUUCACCAGGCAUGCCUGGUCAAGACGGUGCUCCUGGACCAGCUGGCCGACCAGGCGAAAGAGGUGAUCAAGGACAAAUAGGAACUCCAGGUCUUCAAGGCAACCCAGGACCUAUGGGACCACCAGGGCCCGCCGGCGCGGAAGGAAGCCAGGGAGAAAGAGGAGAAAGAGGAGAGCGCGGAUCACAAGGACCAAUGGGUGCCCCUGGAAGCCAAGGACCAUCGGGACCACCAGGUGCUACCGGUGAGAAGGGAGAUAAUGGGGCACGUGGAGCUAAGGGAGACAAGGGUUGGCCGGGCAUACCAGGGGCUCAGGGACCACCAGGACCCUCAGGACCAUCAGGUGAAAGCGGACGUCCAGGACCCCCCGGACCCCCUGGACAGCAGGGAUCUACAGGACCACGUGGUAUCAAUGGGAAGGACGGACCAAUGGGACCAACUGGUGCGCCGGGUCUUAGCGGACCAAGAGGACCUCAGGGACAAGACGGACAACAGGGACCAGCAGGUCCUCCCGGACCACCAGGACGACCAGGACCACCAGCUUAUGCACCAGUCAUGCCAAGGCAACCGUAUGCCAACACUUACAAGGGACCAGCCCCUGAUGAAUAUGGAUAUCAGUACGACCAGGCACAGGCCGACCAAGCACCAGAACCAGAUGAGGACAUGUUCGUCAAUCUGAACUACAUCUUAUAUGCCGUUGACUCCAUGCGCCGACCACUGGGUACCAAAACAGCCCCAGGAAGGUCCUGCGAUCACAUCCGUAGACACAGCAGUAUUCCUCUGGAAGAUGGUGAUUACUUCAUUGACCCAGGUUUUGGAGAUUUUGAACCAAUCAAGGUUAAGUGCAAAUUCCAUUUAGACUAUGCCGAGACUUGCAUCAAAAACAAAAACAAGUUUGAAGACAAAAGGUGGUUUGACCGCAACAUGUCGUCUGCCUGGUUUGUUGAACAUACGACAGGUGAUCAGCUCGAUUACAAAAUCAGGAGAAGUCAGUUGACUUUGUUGCAACGUCAAAAUGAUAUUGCCACUCAAGAAAUCACAUUCCGGUGUCACGGCCUGAGGACCAAUGGCUACCAGUUCUUUGCUAACGAUGAGAACCCAACAUAUAUCGAUACAUCAUCACCACGAUAUCUUAGCUCAACCAAAAUUGAAAAAUCCGAAGAUUGUGAUUAUAACAAGUGGGGCAAAUCUACAUACAAGAUAACCACCAAGAGACCAGGAAUUCUUCCAGUUACUGACUUCCUUGUUUAUGACGUUGGAGGCGAGGACCAACUAUUAGGAGUCGACGUAGGGGACGUCUGCUUCCGGCCUAAUGGUCGUUUUUAAUCAAACUGGCAGUGUAAUAAUCUUUUUUCUUCUUAUUUUUUUUUUUAUUUUAUGGACUAAUGUGCAAUGCUUAACUGCGAAUAAAUACAAUAAGGAAAGUAACGCUCAUGGUGCUUUGACUCAUUAACAGCAGUCGGACAGUAUUCCAAGUUGGACAGCAGUUUUUAUAAGAUAUUGAAAAAAAAAACAACAGUAUCUAUGUGUUUUUGGAAAUACAUGCGGUUGGUAAUAAAAUGAUUAGAUAUUGAAAGGACAUUUAAAAACAAUCAUUCAGUAACGAUUUACUUUCAAAAGACAAAGUGUUGAAAAUCGAAGGAUUCUGUGAAUGACGAGGGGUGUAUAAAAUUACCAUUUGACGGUGCGCGAUUGUUCAAAUGUGGGCACAACGACAUUUAUUAGUACGAUCUCGUGAAAAUGACGACGUAUGCCCACUUGUGAACAAAACUUAAAAAUCAUGGUGAAUUCUAGAUGCCUUUUAUAUGUUUAAAUAUAUAAAUUAAUAGUUGCGAAUUUGCCAAAUUCGAUAAUCCCGAAUAAAUCAUGGCACUUUUCACUUCGGUGGCUAUCAUUUUUGAGCAAAUUCAAUACAUAAGUGAUGUGAUAAAGGGUGCCUAGGAUAGAAGGGCACAUUAGCACUAAAGUCAUGGCAAAUUACAUCAGUUAAGUGCUAUUAAAGUUGUGAAAAAUGAAAUCAGGGCGAAUUGGUAGAUGCAACCAUGUUUAUAAUGCCCAAUCUAUUCCGUCCAUCUUUGUUUUUUUGUCUGUGUUUCAUGUAUUAAUACAUUUUUUUUGUAUUCUGUUUACAACUGUAUAUGUUUAAAUAGCUUAUGUGUUAUUUUUAUCACAAGUUCAUCUUUGUUUUUUUCUAUUUGUUUACUGGUGCAAUAAGAUUGUGCUGAUUCAUAGUUUUGUCUAGACUAUGUUUACAGAUUGGUCUACUUAAAACUGGGAGUGCAGAUAGGCCUGUUUCAAAGCAGUUGAUAUUAGUUUUGCUCAAAGCCUGGGAAAAAGAGCGAGAUGUAAUUUUAACAAUGUUAUGUUUUAAAAAGAGAAUGUUUAUAAAUGUCUUGAAUUACGCUAGAUAAGCAUUAUCUUACACGUUUUUACAACUUUCUUACAUGGGUUCUUUGACUUGAUGAAAAACAUCGGCUGUUUUCUAUCUAGAUAAAAAUCACGCGUUUCUUUGGCGCCGCGCUUAGAAAAAAAUGCUCGCUCAAUUUGAAACAGUUAAAAAACCAGGCAUUUGCAGUAAUAGAAUAUAAAGGCAACACAACAUGGCAGUUUCUGCCACUUAGUUAACGGCAGGUGGUCUGUAGAAAUGGUCCAGAUAACAUACAUUUCUAAUUUGUUUUUAUUAAGUGCCUAGAAUUUUGUGUGUUUCCAUUUGUGCAUUAUUGUUUGAAUUCAUUCCUAUGUAUAAGUCUGUUGCAUUGAGGCAAGAUCAUAUAUUGUGAUGAAAAGGAAUAGCAUACAUAUGAGUUUUUUUUGUGUCAUGCUAUCAUUUUAACAUUACGCUUUCAUCUAUUAACUGAAUGACAAAGCGGCUGCUUAGUGUUGUUUUAAACAUCUAAGCUAGUCGCCAAGUCAGUAUAUUCUUUUUUUCUAUUAUUUCAGGUUUUAUUUUUAACUGUUUUUCAGCAUUCAUGAUUCUUUGUUUUUUAUUCGUCCCAUCAUGCCUCAUUCUAGGUUGUUUUAAUUUGAUUCUGUUCAGUUUAAGUUUGCUGUGUAUGAAUGCGUGAGUGGAGCGGCGGUAUUUGCGUAAGCUGAUAUAAAAGUAAAAUAAAUCUUAUUUAAGUUAAAAA
Mercenaria mercenaria is the source of this 6221-nucleotide messenger RNA. Its product is annotated as collagen alpha-1(I) chain-like. Bases 202 to 4419 code for a protein of 1405 amino acids. Gene Ontology annotation, molecular function: protein binding; extracellular matrix structural constituent. The transcript is spliced from 48 exons. Lineage: Eukaryota; Metazoa; Mollusca; Bivalvia; Venerida; Veneridae. The record is from RefSeq and is a predicted model, not a curated record.